AUGAUACUAAUUGAGGCAGCCAAGAAAAGACCUCCUGGUAAACCAAAUUCCUGGACAGAGGAUGAAGCGCAGUACCUUAAAGAUUAUCUUGCUAAAAAGGGAAACCCCAAGAGCUACUCAAUUGCUGUCGCUAAUGCUAUGAAAACCAAGACAGCCCAGCAGACGUCAGUUGAACUCAAUUUAUUCAAUAUUCAUGUUUUAUCAUCCAUGUUGGAGCUCCUUCUGGCGCAAAAAUCCAAUGAAGAAUCUAUAGAAGAAUCCAAUGAAGAAUCUAUAGAAGAAUCCAAUGAAGAAUUCAAUGGAGAAUUCAAUGAAGAAUCCAAUGAAGAAUCCAAUGAAGAAUCUUAUGAAGAAUCCAAUGAAGCAUCCAAUGAAGAAUCCAAUGAAGAAUCCAAUGAAGAAUUCAAUGAUGAAUCCAAUGAAGAAUUCAAUGAAGCAUCCAAUGAAGAAUCCAAUGAAGAAUUCAAUGAUGAAUCCAAUGAAGUAUCUAAUGAAGAAUCCAAUAAAGAAUCCAAUGAAGAAUUCAAUGAUGAAUCCAAUGAAGCAUCCAAUGAAGAAUCCAAUGAAGAAUCCAAUGAAGAAUUCAAUGAUGAAUCCAAUGAAGUAUCUAAUGAAGAAUCCAAUAAAGAAUCCAAUGAAGAAUCCAAUGAAGAAUCCAAUGAAGAAUCUAUAGAAGAAUCCAAUGAAGAAUUCAAUGGAGAAUUCAAUGAAGAAUCCAAUGAAGAAUCCAAUGAAGAAUUCAAUGAUGAAUCCAAUGAAGAAUUCAAUGAAGCAUCCAAUGAAGAAUCCAAUGAAGAAUUCAAUGAUGAAUCCAAUGAAGUAUCUAAUGAAGAAUCCAAUAAAGAAUCCAAUGAAGAAUUCAAUGAUGAAUCCAAUGAAGCAUCCAAUGAAGAAUCCAAUGAAGAAUCCAAUGAAGAAUUCAAUGAUGAAUCCAAUGAAGUAUCUAAUGAAGAAUCCAAUAAAGAAUCCAAUGAAGAAUCAAAUGAAGAAUCCAAUGAAGAAUCCAUGAUGAAUCCAAUGAAGUAUCUAAUGAAGAAUCCAAUGAAGAAUCUAAUGAAGAAUCCAAUGGAGAAUCUAAUGAAGAAUUCAAUGAAGAAUUCAAUGAAGAUUCGAAUGAAGAAUUGA
Molecule: messenger RNA, 1125 nt
Organism: Nilaparvata lugens (brown planthopper)
Lineage: Eukaryota; Metazoa; Arthropoda; Insecta; Hemiptera; Delphacidae
Product: GATA zinc finger domain-containing protein 14-like
Exons: 3
Coding region: 1-1125 (374 amino acids)
Source: RefSeq, a predicted model, not a curated record